Molecule: messenger RNA, 391 nt
Organism: Rhagoletis pomonella (apple maggot)
Lineage: Eukaryota; Metazoa; Arthropoda; Insecta; Diptera; Tephritidae
Exons: 2
Source: RefSeq, a predicted model, not a curated record
AUGGAAACUCAGCGGGGAACAACUGAUAAAAUUGAUCAGUUACUAACCAAAAUUGAUCGUCAAGGUGCUGAGCUAAUUUCUUUAAGGAGUGAAGUUUCAGCUAUAAAAGCACGAGUUUGCGGCGAGGCACAUAAGCCAAAAUUGACGUUGCCAAUGUCUCCAUUAGUUACAUUUGAGGCCUUCGAAGCAUUUGAAGAAAGUAUCAAAGAAGAGCAGUCCUUCAAAAAUGUGGUCAUGGAAUUAGUCGCCAAUUCUGAAAAAACGUAUGAUAAAUUUAUCAGGAGCUCCUGGCGCCUAUUGAUAUCGGAUGAUGUAGCAAGACAAUGUUCCUGGCGUGGAACAGAUACGAAAAAGUGUGUUAGAGGCCUUCGAAUCACAUUGGCAAUACGUA